AUGGGGACCAGGUUCGCAGCUUAUUCGUUGAAGUUGACCAGUCUUCAUGAUUAUUACCAAAAACUCCUUCAUGGCAAUCAACCAGUACCUUCUGGCCUGGACAUGGCGAACACAGUGAAGUUCUUCUCUCAGACAUUGCUCUCACUCUUGAAGGAAGUCCGCGAAGCUCCUCUGGAGAUGAUCAAAGCGCAAAAGUUCGACGCGGAACGGAUGGCUCUGUAUCCUAAUUUGGACUACAAGCAACUGUACAACGCGUUGACUCAGCUGGUGGACGUGGUUCCGUCUAUUCACAUUGGCCUACAAGCAUUUGGACAAGCACUGCUCCAGUGUCUGGCCUGUCUGCUGCCGUUCCUCGAUCACGAUCUGAUCGACAACGUUCCAUAUUUAACGGCCAGCGCGAUCUCGGUGCUUCCGGUCGAGCUCCACCAGGAUAUCGUCAACUAUCUCUGCUUCUACAUUCUGCCAUUCACGAUCACAAGAAAGACCGAAGAAGGGGUGGAAAACGCAGCCAGUCAAUCGAUAGCCGCGGUGAUCAUGAUGAUCUUCCAAUAUUCCAGCAAUCCAGCUCACCAUUGCCAAUUGCUGGAAUGUCUGAUGGCUCUAAAGCCAGGCGUGGUGAAGGAUAUCCUCUGCGUGGUUGCCUACGGCACGGCGCCAGCUAGAGCGUCCGCCGCGAAAUUGCUCUUCUACUAUUGGCCCUCCUUUAAUCCGAAUCUGUUCGAUCGAAGGGCGGUGUUGAUGAAAUUUGCAAAUGACCUGACGCCAUUCGUGUGCCAGAGGGACUCUUGUCCAAACGCAGGUAACGCUGAGGCUGGCAAGGUCUGCUACGAUCACCGAAUAUCGAUCACAUUCGCCACGGGGACACCACCACCCCUGUAUUUAUGCAUCGAGUGCGCCAAUGAGAUCCACAGGGAGCAUCCGAAUCAGAUGUUCUGCGACAUAUUGCACCCUAUGCAACAGGUGUCCAUGAUAUGUGAAAACAAGAACUGCCGAGCGACCGACAAGCUGGCGAUCAGCGUCUGCUUCUCGACAGAGUGCGCCAGCUACAACGGCAACCAUCCAAUCCGUUACUGCCAGCAGUGCCACAACAUCCGGCACAACAAUCGUCGCGGCGGCGACCACGUGUACCACAUGGCGUUGCCGCAUGUCUCUCAGCUGGACUCGCAGACCCAGACCUACAUGGUCCAAGCAAUCCUCAGGAGUCUCUUUCCUCCGCCGUUACGACAAGAGUUCCUUCUGCGAGAAAUCUGUUUCUUGUUUUCGAACAACUUACAGAGAAUGUCGAUCCCACCCGAGAAAUCCGUUCUCCGUAAGUUUUUGUUUUUUUGGAAAACCUUGGUCACAUCCGGGGGUAUUGCACUCGUUCACUCGAUCACGAUCCAGUGCACAGGAUUCCCAGGAACCGGUGGAGGGGGCGGAGCCGGAGGAGGGGGCGGAGGCGGCGGUGGGGGUGGCCUAUCCGAUCCAUCGACGCUGGAGGAGAGGCAGCUGCUUGGACGAUACGGCGUCUGGCUGCUCGUCGGGCUUUGCACACCGAACCAGGACACCUCCGUCGAAAUUCUCGGGCGUUUAUUGUCAAUGCUAUUUCAUUGGUUUCAUGUUACCGCCUACUCAUUCGAUGGUACUAAAAAAAGCCUUAUGCACCUUCUCUUUUCUGUUGGCCAAGCGGAGAGCGCUCUGGAGAAACUGAAAACCGAGUACGUGUGCAGUUGGCUGGCGGAGGUGAUGAAGACUCACUACGAUAUCUUCAUUUCUUGUCUUCUGCCGCAUCCAGCGGACUAUGUUCGUGUUGGGGGACACUGGGAGACGUUGGCCUCGAGGACGUCGCAUCUGAAAGACGGCUUGAAUCGACUUUUCUGCUUGGUCCCGUACGAGGUGAUCACACCGGAAGUCUGGGACUACGUGAUGCCACAUUGGAUGGAGGCGAUGGUGAACGACGUGCCUGAGCACGAGCUUCACGAAUUGAAAAUGAUCCUAUGCAAAAUACUGGACCGUGACAUGAGCCCGUUGGGGUUCGACACGAAGAAGAUGUACAAUUUCGUGGCGAAACGGUUCGUCAACACCUGCGCGAAGGUGCAGGAACAGGCGUUGAACUGGUUGCAAACUUUGACCAUGUUGGAGAUCAGUAUUCCUUUAUGCCAAUUGUUCUCGAUGUUCAGCGAAGGUGUAGACGUAAUGGGGGCCAUGAACUCCACCGAAUCCGGCCAGAAGCCCAGCAAAGGAUCCAAGAAAGAGGACAAGGAUGGGAACGCCAUAUGUUCAGUUGUAGAAAACGAUUCGGGAAAAUCAACGCCACUGUCGGACGAUUUGGCCCCGACACCGAGACACAUGGAGUUCACCACUAAUGCAGAACUGAACCUGUCCUGUUGCAUCCUAAUGAUGGAUAUACUGCUGAGACAGAUGGAGCUCCAAAACGUGGACAAACACACUGGCAUCAACACGUGGGUGUGCAGGGACGCCUGCCACCUGAUGAAGUCGAUCGUCGCCUCGAGCUGGAACAGCUCGCACGUAUGCAACUCGGACAGCGACGGUGCCGAGUGCACCUACUGCGAAUCACGAGUGAUCUGGCACCAGCUCUGCCUGCAGUUGGUCACCUACAUGGCACCGGAAAAUCCGGCUUACCCGCCUGACAGAAUCGUGGACGAGUCCGCGGAGGAGCAUGGUCGCAAGAGUCCCGAAACCUCGCGAAAAGGUGACUCGAAGGCGGACGUCGUGAUCAGUAUGCCCGUACCGGAAAUGCAUUCUGUUGGCGGUGUUCUGGCGCACAUGCCGCAGAUCAUGACAGCCACUGUAGAGACAGUUUCGGAGCAGCUCGACCUCGCGGCCAUCAUGCCCACGGAGAAGGUGAUGUCCGCGGUCGCGAGAGCCGUCACACUGUCCGAGACGGAUGUAGCAACGGCAACAGUGAGCGUGGCCAAGCCACGAUUAAUAGGGGAGAACGAUCAACCGCUGAAUUUAAGUCCCGAGAACGAGGCUGCCGAUUUUUGGCACACUUCCGUUGGAAAGUUUCGGUUCAAGAUCGAAGAUUUACCAGAGCAACUUCAAUACAUCCACAAACUAUUGAAGGAAAUAAUGACUGUGGAGAAACCGGAUAUUCUCUACUACAUGCUCCAGUGCCUGAACGUGAUGUGCCUCUACGGAGACGCCUUCAACACCGCUGUGAAGGAUCACCAAGGGUUCUUCAUAUGGUGCCAAGAAAAUCUCCUGAUCAAAAACCUAUGGGAGCUCCUGAACGCGGAGUACUCGCACAUAGCUCAAGUCACUGUUCCAUUGUUGCUCCAUUGUGUGACUUUACCGUGUGGAACCGACACAUUCUGGCGGCUGAUCCAAGAAGAGUUUCACAAUUCCGACUGGCGUGUCCGGUUUGUAGCCGUCGAAAGAGUGACAUUAAUGGCGAGAUUCAUGGACUCGACUCCUCUGAGGAACGUGACCAGCCUCCAAGCGGCCCUGGCGAACGCCUUCUGCUACCUGAUCGCCAGCAUGGAUGAUGGGAACGUAUAUGUUGCACAGAGAGCCACAUUGUAUCUCGGUACCAUCCACGACACGGCCAUGAGAUCGUUGAUCCUCUGCUUGGAGACCCAAUUCGAUUCGGUGAUAGUGGAUCGACCGAUGGUGCUGCAAUCGCUCUAUCAGCUUCACAACAGCCUCAGCGACAGGCAUAUUCUGACCUGGGAAUUCUUCUUGAACCGUUUCGACGCUCUGUUCCUCGAGGCUCAGAUCAAUCUGGAACGAUCAGGGGAUAUAUUCUAUCUGCGUGAUCUCAGGAACACCGAUCUGAACAGCGAGAUCUUUAUGAAGAAGCUGCACAGGGCCCAAGAAGCCUUGUCGCAGUCGGACGGAAGCGGGACCAAUUCGAUAAAGACACUUAGCGCUAGUUUUGGCACUAAAUGGCCCUACAAACGCACCAUGUCCGCGCCUGCCUCGAUGAUCCCUAGGCAGGACACGAAGCAAGAAAAGGAAAAGGUGUACAGCCGGCAAUACUCCGCGCCAAUCCUGAAGCGCAAGAGCUCCAGAUUCGGACUGGGUCAGUUGCUGGGGUCCACCCCACCUAAUAACAGUAUACCAGACGGCCACGUUCAUUCGUUGAAUAUGGUCGACGAGGCCAGCGCCCUACCAGGAUGCACCAACAAGAUCGUGGACUUCGAAGAGGCUGAUAAAGAGACGAUGCACCUAUUGGUGUUCCUUCUGAUGCAGUUCCUUUCAAGACAGGAUCAGGCCUAUCCAACCGACGAGAAAUUAUUAUCAAAGACCCAGGGGAUCGUCCUGCGUCACUUGUACCUUCUGUUGGGCUACAACCAAACCGAACGAACUUUCCAUACUUCUCCUCAACGUCUAAGGGUUUCCCCAGUUUUCAACGUGUUCCUCGCCAAUCUGCCCCAGCUACUGGACCAGAAUCACGUGAUGGGAUGGGUGAUGACCCCUCCAGUUCUAGCCAUUUUACAACACUGUCCCUGUCCACCCCAGGGAGUAUUAACCACGGACCAUCAAGCUCCCACCUACAGCCUUUGGUACCUAGAACCGCAAAACAGACGUUCCUGGUUGAUGUCUCUUCUGGUUAUCCUCUAUAAGUGUCAAUAUGGUCAACAACCGUGGUGCAACCAGCUGCAGGUGUUGAUUAAAAUAGUGCUGAAUACCCUGGACAUGCAACAUCAUCAGUGCAAGAGGAUUCCAGCCACUGUGGUGAUGGGCGGUCCGCCAUCCAGAUCUCGUGAUGUAUCACAGCCAUCCCUAGGCGUGGAUCACGACCUAGCAGUAGGCACCAUAGGAGAAUUGAACACAGAAAGCCCUCCAAUAAGGACACCCAUGGUCUCGGUGCAUCAACGCAGUCCAGGAGCUACUCACGGUCAGAUGGAGACCCACUGGGAGGAGAGCACGACGAGUUGUCGUUACACCAACAAGCACUCCAGCUACUCGAUCAAUGCGGAUGAUACGGAGUCCGAGCUGGCGGCAAUACCCGAGAGCCCAAAAUCUGACAGCACCUUACAUGGCAGUAGUGGUGGCUCGCUCGGUGAACUGGAGGAGAGCCCGGCUGCCGUCACUAGAAGCGUAUCCUUGCACGGGCCCAGGACCACGACGACGCUUGACCCAGUCGGGAAAUUGGACUGGAACAGUCAGCACGCUGGCAGAAGGUCAGACUUCACCAGGCCCACUUGGUUCCUGGGGAACGAGGACGACUCUCACCAGCCUGCAAAGUCUGGUCCCCAGAAAAAGUGGAGCGUCCACGAGGGAGUGAAGAUGAUGGUAACGAGCACGUUCUUAGGCGGACAGCCAGAUUUCCAUAAGUACGCGCCUAUGGUGAAGGCUCUGACUGAAAGAGUGCCAGAGAGGACAAUGCCAGAGAAAGGGAUCCUUGAGAAAACAAUCACGGAGAAGCCAGCGUUGGAGAAAGCCGCCCAGGAAAGGAAUAUCACGGUGCAGGUGGCGUUCAACGGGGAGACUGCGUCAUCAAAGCCAUUACCAAUGUCCACAGCUUUUGCUACCAGUACUACCACCUCGCAGGCUCAGAAACACGAGGCGCCUAAGGAAAAGCCAUCCAGUAAUUCGGACUCGCCUACCUCGAAGCACCUAAGUCGCCAGAAGCGUAUAGAGCAAACAGUGACGAUAGCCUCACCAGUGUCCCCUGGUCAAGUGGUCACAGUUACGAGUAGCGAUCAAUCGAGUUCGCCAGCUGUUAGCUCGAUCUCCUCUCAGAUUACCAGCACCGAAAACGGUCAGCUACCCGGCUGGAACGACGUUCCUCAUCCUUUGACGACACCCACGGUCGAACGUCUGCUGCCUAUAGGGACGACCAGUCGGCCAUCAGGUCCUAGACCAACGCAACGUGUUCUCCGUUGCGAAGACACCUACGGAUCACCUGAGUCCCCCUUGUCGAAGAUGGACGUGUUGACAGUCAGUUCGUCGUUCGAUCAGAACAGCGAGACGUGUACCAGCGCGAGCGAUAUCGCGAGCCCUGGAAGCAUUUCACAGCUCGAGCUACCGAAACCCGAACGAUUGCUACCGGUUGGAUCCCAGGGAAUGUGUGACUUUGGUGGCUUGGUCAAGCACGUUCGACAGGCGCUUAAUCUCCAUGAAAUCGAUGAUUCGAACGAUUUGGACAAUAGUAAUGGCCAUCGAGGGAAAGAUCCUGGACCUGGGCCAGUCAAGCAAGACAGUACAACGUCUGAGAAUGCGUCGGUGUCCUUGGCGCCAUUAUCAAACGAGGUACAUACAAGCAGAUCCACUAGUCCAAGAAGACUGACCAAGCAAGUAGCCCUGGAAUCACCGUCCACGGUGAUAGAGCUCCUGGACCAUGACCGUAAGGCGAAGAUAAGGGACCACGUUCGAAUUCAACGUGACAAUCCUGGAAGAGGGAUCCUGACACAGGAUGGACACCUGUCCAGACACGCUGAGCCCUGGUCCAGUAGCCAAUUACAGGCCAGCUUCGACGUUACCUCCCAGCAGGCCUACCGCGCUGACUUGAGCAUGAAGCAGAGCCUGUUUCGUAUUGGAGACGAUUGCAUCUACGAGAGGUGUUCAGAAUGUGGAACACUAAAAGAGGAGUACUCUGACGAGGAGCUUGGCCUAUGCAUCAUCAACCUGGGCACAUUCAUUCAUCGUGAACCGUCCCUGGCUGCACCCCUCUUGCCAGAGAUCCUGAGGGUUGUGACAAAGGUAGCCUUAAACGCGAUGUACCCCUGGCAAAGCGAGACCAACAUGCACCUCCCAGGUGGCGCGAUCAGCGUGGCGCAUCAGUUCCUUCGUUGCGUUCUUCAUCAGCUGGCACCCAACGGUGUAUUCGUGCAGAUGUUCCAGACCCACUUGAAUGAAUCCACGAGAAUGCAGUUCUUCAAGAGCGUCGCGCAGGCCUUGGUCGAUUUCAAUGAACUCAAUCCCAUUGCACCUCUGCAACUGUUGCUAGAGACCUUGAACGUGAAGAAAUCGUUACCUACGGAACGUCUGCCGGUGAUUCUCUACAACAUAGCCUGCUACCUGGACUGUCUGCCAUUGGAGGCAGGUCUAGGUCCCGGUGCAACGACCUGGAGCGGCCUGCUGGCGCAAUUCGACAAUCUAUUUCGACGUCUGGUGCUGAUGCUGUCCUCCAUCGAAGACACCACGCCGUUAUUAAGAAUUAUGAUCUCUUUAUUGAAGGUUCCGGGGAUCCAACAAUCGAAGGGCAUGCUGGACCCGUUCGCCAAAAUACUGAGCUACGCCAUACAAAACUCCACGUUGAAAUACAGUUACCUGACGGAUCUGUGCUACCUUUGCCACAGAGGCUUCACACGGGACAGGGACAAACACUUUUUCGGCAGGACCAUAGUGUUCGAGUUGAUCCAGGCCAUCAAAUUCAAGAUCACCAUACCAGACUCGAAUUUUCUCUUGCUUCUGCACUUCGUGCUUCAGGAUAUCGGGGGUUCUCUGCCCAACACAAUCGCCCUGGAGAAUAUCCAGACCGAUGUGUCGCCGAUCUACAACACGAACGCCUCGGAGUCCUUGAAAAGCCAGUUGACAGACGUGCUGGACUUCUUGGCCGACUUCCAUACCCUGAGCAAAGUGAAGAGCUACAGCAAGGGGAUGCAAGCAGGCUUGAACGAAGACACGCUGGGAGGGAUAUUAAAAUGCGGCCUGGCCCAGUACGUGGCGUUGGAGAUCACCCGAGGAAAUAAUAGAGAGAACAGGGCAGUAAUUCGGUACCUACCAUGGCUUAACAGCGCUCCUUCUGUACUACAACAAGGAGCCCGCGAGUACGUCGACUGCAUAGGACACAUCAGACUGCUGUCCUGGCUCCUAUUGGGCUCCCUAACGCACACAGCCAUGUUCUCUGGUAAUAAUAACGCCCACAACCAUGGACCAUCGAUUCCUACUGCGCAACCGAUACCGCAAGAGACUUCCUGCCACGUAGCAGACCACGUGCAAGCGAUAUUCUCAGGGUUCCCUGAACAAUCCAAGGAAUCCAAAGCGUCGGUGCUACAUAUGUCCUCUUUGUUCCAUGCCUUCAUUCUUUGCCAGUUGUGGACCAUGUACCUGGAAGAGCUAUCGAAGAACAAUCCAUCGAACAGCGAGGGUCAUAAUGUCACCAUGAACAUACUAUUAGAGUUCUGGGGUAAAAUAACGCCCUGUAUAUUGCAGCUGGUUGACUAUAAUAGAGUCCUGGCCGAAAUGGUGAAUCUACAUUUCUUAAGUCUACUGGAGGCCCUCCUCGAGUGCGGGUCCAUCUUGCUCAGCAAGCUACUGCCACUUUGGAGCCCCAUUCUACAUUCCCAUCACGUUCAGCUACCAGGUCACCUGCAGGUGCGUCUCCAGAACUGCAGGGAUUUCCCGCCAAACAAGAUGGCGGAGCACUUCACCUCGUCGAGACGAGAAUCGAACGCGACACUUUUACGAUGGUUGCACCGACUGCAGUUCAAAAUGGGCCAAAUAGAAAUGCAGUCGUCAACGGCUACAUUGCAGUUUUACUCGAUUUAGGACAUAAUUUUCGUUUAGUCGAUCAGAGUGUGUUUUUAUAUAGAAUACCACAGAAGAUGUUGAA
Molecule: messenger RNA, 8506 nt
Organism: Dufourea novaeangliae
Lineage: Eukaryota; Metazoa; Arthropoda; Insecta; Hymenoptera; Halictidae
Gene: unc79
Product: protein unc-79 homolog
Exons: 48
Coding region: 1-8442 (2813 amino acids)
Molecular function (GO): protein binding
Source: RefSeq, a predicted model, not a curated record